AUGUCUAUUUCUCCCAUUGUCUUGCUCUGGUCUGUAGUGUCCGUCUUAGUGUCGGUCGCGUGCACGAUCAGUUUUGUGUUCCCCAGCUGGAUCACACACCCGGAUUUAUUGCACUCUUUUGGGAUGUUCAACUACUGUGUGAGAAAUACCCGCACGUCGUUAACGACGUCCACAGCGUCCACGUGUUUGACAUACUCCCAUGCCACAAGCGUCGCAAAGAUUCCGUCUGGGGCGUGGAACGCGUCUUGCAUUCUGUUCGGGAGUGGGUGUGUCUUUCAGUGUGUGGCCGCCAUUGUGUCAGUCGGGGUGGUGUUUCUACGGAAAAGAUGGCACCGAAGAUUAGCGGUGGCCGAUGGCUAUCUACAAACAGUGGCAGUCUUAAUAAUGACGGCUGGAUUGCUCAUGUUCCCCAUGGGAUUCGACACGCCCUUCUUCCGGUACUACUGUGGGGAGAAAUCUGGACAGUACAACUCGGGACAUUGUUCCAUUGGCUGGAGCUACAUGCUGGCAAUACUUGGCGUGGCUAUCUCCAUCUUUUGUCCAAUCCUGUCCAACUUAACAGACGCAAAACAUAAUGAAGACGAUAUGUUUGAAUUUUUGUGA
This is a messenger RNA of Gigantopelta aegis, 603 nucleotides long. Its product is annotated as LHFPL tetraspan subfamily member 2 protein-like. Bases 1 to 603 code for a protein of 200 amino acids. Gene Ontology annotation, cellular component: membrane. The record is from RefSeq and is a predicted model, not a curated record. The transcript has 2 exons. NCBI's taxonomy places the organism in Eukaryota, Metazoa, Mollusca, Gastropoda, Neomphalida, Peltospiridae.